AUGUCUACCACCAGCACCAGCAAAAGCGACACUAAGAGCCAACAUGGAACAACAACAAAAAGAAUACGGAUACUAGGCAAUGCAAUCGUUGCAGUUGCUCUCAUUGCUUUCACGAACAGUACUCGAGUAAAUUUGCAAGAGUUUCUUACUGAUGUUUUAGAAGCGUUUGAAGAGGAACCCAACAAUGGUCAACUGUACAACAGCAGAAAGUUGGAUAUCACUACUGACGACGCCGCAAUAAACUGCAUCGGAAAAAAGAAUGUUGGUGAUGAUGGCCUGAUUACUAUUCCCUUGCAAACCAUCACAAACGGUGACGACUACCCAAUCGAGUGCCCUGCACCGUUGACUCCAAUCUACAACUACAUUCCCAAUCGUACUGCUCUCGCCAACAACGAAACCAGUCUACCAGCACCGAGACGCAUUCCCCGAAUCAUCCACAUGAGUAUGAAGUCGAGGUGCGCUCCUCAAGAUUUGGUAGAAACGUUUGAACGUUGGAAGCAUCAAUUUCCAUUUCAUGAAAUCUACUUUCACGAUGAUAAAGCCGUCGAUGCUCUUCUAGACGCCUAUGAUUGGCACGAAUUUCCUCAUUUGACCAAAAUGAUGCGUUGCGUCAAAUUCAAGGGCGCCAUGAAGAUUGAUGUUUGGCGCAUGCUGGUCGUGUACAAGUACGGAGGUAUCUACACGGAUGUUGACAAUCGACCUUCGGAUGCCUUGAACGAACAUUCACCCAUCAAAGUCGACGACGAUGCGUUUUUCUUGAGCGAUGGUUGGAACCGACCGAGCCAGUGGUUCUUUGCAAUGACACCCAAGCAUCCCAUUGCGUACUUUACAGUUCAUGAGAUUCUGUCGCGUCUGCAUGCCUUGGAAAACAUUGGCAAUCCAAAGGUGGUGUUUGUCACAGGACCAGAUGCAUUGAAGCAUGGUUACGGACAAGCCAUGUUGUGGGGCGUAGAUGAGAAGCGCAACAAAAAACAAGACAUUUAUGCGGAAGGACUCCACGUAGGUAUCCAAAACUUCACAGCAUCCAAAAGGAGAAACGGGGAUGACUACAUGAUUCCGCAAGCCAUGGAAGAAAUGGUCCAGUACAAUGGCACAAACAUGACGAAGAAGCAACGAAUGCACGCCGAAAGUGGAAUCCCUUACUGGCAAAAGGAAGACAGAAGCCACGUCUUUCGUGGAACUUGCAUGCAGUUGCUGUACGCUCUGGAUCAUGCCCAAAAAGCAUCCACGGAAAGAAACCAAACCAGCCACUCCGAUCAAAAUGAGGAGCUCCUGGAGAGAAAGAAACGCUGGUAG
Messenger RNA from Seminavis robusta, 1296 nucleotides. The record is from the annotation of a GenBank genome assembly. NCBI's taxonomy places the organism in Eukaryota, Bacillariophyta, Bacillariophyceae, Naviculales, Naviculaceae.